UACGCUAUAGGCUCUGUCUCAUUUAUUUGAUAACAAAGAGUACUUUAAUACAUAAUUUGAUGAAUAGCUAACAAGACAUUACGUGUGCGUGUUUAAAAUUCUUUAUUGAAAAUAAAUAAAUGGCAAAUUAUAGUGAACGAUUUAUAGAUUGUGGUUUGUGAAAUUUUCAUUGAUUUUCCCUAUUGGAAAAGCAUAACUGAUAAACCUUCAUAAUUGCUUGUUGUUACCGAAACCUAUUGCUACUUGGGUCUUACAUAAAAUUAAGACCGCCGCAACUGAUUGUUUGUGAAUAAAAAAGGAACUCAUUUAUCGUACACAUAGUAUACCAGCCUGUUGGGAUUUAACAUGGUCAACGCGCAUUCCGUAGAAAUCAAUAAUAUAUUGUUGCAAAAUAUCUACGGUUUACAUAAUACUGUUCAAAACAUUUUACGCCGAACACAGUAUUAUUGUAUGUGUUAUUGCACGAGAAAAGAAAAUAUAGAGAAGUUUAAGAGAGUUUUAUUCACAAGACACUUAAAUAUGACUUCCACUGUGAAACUGUCUUGGACGGGAGCUUAAAGGUUUAAGAUUUCAAUAGGAGCUCGUGACGAGUUCAACAAAUUCUAUUCAAAAUGGUUGCUCAAAAGAUCAACGUCUGUCCGCGUCGAGGAGACGAUAUCGGAAAUCAAUACGAUCCAAACAUCGAAAGACAUGGUUUUUUCCCAAACGAGUCACAAGACUCGCAGUCAUUUGAAAGUGGUAGAAAUAGAUCGUUUAAAGUCCGAAAAGAACCAACAGGUGAACGGUCCUUACGGAGUUGUGACCGACCUAAGAACGGAAUCAGCAUCUUCAUCGCCAGUGCCAACAACCAGCAGCUAUUCAGAGGAAUUUCUGAAACCGGAGCCCGUAUUCCAGAGUACAAUGUUCCACGAUUCGGAUGCAGAAUUCUUCCAAGAUCUGAUUCAGUGGUGCGACGCACCUACCGAACAAGUAGUAGUACAGUCCAUUGAUCCAGCAAAAACAACACAAACAAGGGCACACAACACUGACACACUGCACACACAAUUCUCACCGCAAGGUUGGGAUGUAUUCGACGCUAACUCUCCAAUAACACAAGCGGGCUUAUACAACCCAACGCCACCCAGCUACCCCGUGUCGCCGAAUGCGGACGGGAUGGCGACUUUCAAUACAGAUCUUUUCGGUCCCGCUAGUUUCAUGGGCGAGGACAAGGUGGUCCCGUUCCAAGAACAAUUUUUAGAUAUAGAUAAAUUACCUGUGGUGAUAGGUGAAUUAGCGUCAGAGACCGCAGCCGACGCGAAUCCUUGGCAAACGACCUCGGAGCCCGUCUGGCACACCACACACGAUAUGAAUUACAUGAAACCACAUACAAACAUACACAACACAAUGCCCUUCAUCGAUCAAGAGGACUCUCUGGACAUGAAAUUCAUGUCCGUCAUACCCCGGGAGGUAGAGAGGAACGACGUAGUGAUAUCGGAGUACGUAAUCAACGACGUUCAGGACGUUAUGUGCGACGGGCCGGCGGGGCGCCGCGCCGCGCCGCUGUCGGUGGACGUGGCGCGCCAGCACUGGCCCGCUGACGUCAUCAGCACCCCCGAGGUGCUUACCUUCGUCGAGCAGUUGGAGAAGGAGAAGUGUCCGCUCAUGGCAUCGACGCCGAUUUCACCACCAGAGCAUGACGCAUCACCUAGCUGUGCGAAAAUUGGUAAUUCCCCAGUAGUUGAAUAUGAACCCAUAACACCUAAGAGCGAGCCUCAGUUAGACUCGGAGGAGGACAGCAAAUCCAACGCGAGCAAGAGGCGGCGCCACGACAGCGAGGAGUCAGACGAAACGUACACACCGUACACGGAGCAAACGCCGCGGAAGUACAAGAGGAGAAAGCCGAGCAUACCCAUAAAGGAUAUGAUACGCGCGCUGGAAGGGUCACAGCAGCUGACGAAGGCGCGCCGCGGCCGCCCGCCCAAGCGGCGGGAGAGCACCGUCUCCAACGUGAGCGAGAACUCCUCGUCUGUUUCCACGCACGAGACGAAGUACAGAGAGCUGAGAGACAAGAACAAUGAGGCUUCGAAGAGAUCUCGAAUGAACAGGAAGCUGAAGGAGCUACAGAUGGAACAGUUGGCCGAGGAAUUAGAAGAACGAAAUAAAAAAUUAAGGGUGCAGGCCGACUUGCUCGAAGAGAGAACGAAACAGUUGCGGGAAGCGUUUAUGGCUGCGGUUGCGCAACAUAAAGUCGGUUAAUACUGUUGAAGGAAUUUCCUCGGCUUCAAAUUGAUACAAUUGUCAUCUAAACCCAUGGAUCUUGCGCUUGCGUAUUGAAAUUGUGUUUAUAGCUUUAAUGUGAGCAUUAGAUAUUAGUUUUAAACACUUGCCAUGGAUGUUUUGUUCCGAUCUUAGCUACCAUGUUAUUAUUUAUUGUGCUUUACUUAAAAGUUAAAACUCGGAUAUGACAUUUUAAUACAGGAUUUGACUAUAGAAUUUAAGAAUUAAUUUUUAAGCCUAAAGUAACUUAACACUUUGUUAUAUUUUUAUCAAAAAGUGUUAAAAUCUUGAUUUUAUGUUUGUUAGUCUUUAUUCAUCGAAGCUUAACACGGCUCGACAUUAAUCUUAAAAGUUUAAAAUAUAAAUCAUACAAUUAAUAUUAAUUAAUCUUCAAUUGGUUAGGUUUUUGAAAUAAUGCAUGGUAAUUGAUCGCGGUAGACUUUAAUGUUUUUAUGUUGUACUUGCAAUAAAAGAUUUCAACUUGUUGAA
Zerene cesonia (dogface butterfly) is the source of this 2745-nucleotide messenger RNA. RefSeq lists its product as uncharacterized. Gene Ontology annotation, biological process: regulation of DNA-templated transcription. The record is from RefSeq and is a predicted model, not a curated record. Bases 691 to 2235 code for a protein of 514 amino acids. NCBI's taxonomy places the organism in Eukaryota, Metazoa, Arthropoda, Insecta, Lepidoptera, Pieridae. The transcript is spliced from 6 exons. Gene Ontology annotation, molecular function: DNA-binding transcription factor activity.